Molecule: messenger RNA, 1198 nt
Organism: Poecilia latipinna (sailfin molly)
Lineage: Eukaryota; Metazoa; Chordata; Actinopteri; Cyprinodontiformes; Poeciliidae
Gene: gtf3c6
Product: general transcription factor IIIC, polypeptide 6, alpha
Exons: 6
Coding region: 212-655 (147 amino acids)
Biological process (GO): transcription by RNA polymerase III
Cellular component (GO): transcription factor TFIIIC complex
Source: RefSeq, a predicted model, not a curated record
AGAUUUUUAAUAUAUUUGGCGGUUAUCAGAUCAUUCUAAAAACUUAGCAACAGUGUCCUCUCGUGAGUUAAAGCGGAACUGACAGGAGCCAGCUGAAAGUCUUCUCCCGGCCACCGUACAUAUGACAAAAUUAAGAUUGUGGUUGUGAAUAAUAAUGAAGGCGUUUGAACUGUAAUCUGUGGCACUAUUGCUCAUUUUUAGGUGUUUGGAGAUGGAAGAUGAAUGGGAAGAAGAGGAGCAGCUUGUUGUGGUGGAGCUCUCUGGAAUAAUCAACAAUGACUUUCUGUCCAAGUGUCGGACCACUUGUAAGAUACUGGAUAUAGAUAGUGAAAGACCCAUGAUGCAAGUUGGACAAUAUGUGUUUGCAGGCGAAUAUGAAGAUGCAUUGGGAACUUGUGUACUUUUUGAAGAGGCAGCACCAAGAAAAGGACAAGCACACAGUGGCCCUGGCCUCAAAUACAUGUGCCACACUGUUAAGAAGUUGACGAUGCAGCGAAUCUUUCUCACUGAAAAGAUGGAGGAUGAAACAAUUGCAGGGGGAUAUGAUGACAAACAGGACACAUCCUGCAUGUCUAAUGAAAGCGAAACUGACAAGACGCAUGGCAUGGUAGAGGAAAUUAUGAACACAGAUUUGGAAGACUCUACAGUUGACUGAGAUAGACAUUUCAUAUUAUGGCUUCCAUGUGUGAGGAUAAGAAAUUUGUCUUUGAUUUAUUGGUUUUUGCACUUCUACAGCAAAACAAGGACAUAUUUUUGUUCUGUGUAAUAAAAUUAAUUACUUAAUUUUGGAAGACACAGUUAUGCCACCUCCUCAUUGAGCUUCAAAAAUAUCCCAAAACUAGUAGUUGUUACAGAGUGUAAAUGGCUGAAUACUUUUUGGUUGAUAUUGGAUGUUUUUGAUUUUCUUUCAUGAUUUUUUUUUCUGGUGUCAGGAUUUGGUGUAAGAGGCCUCACAGUGGGAUUCACAUAUUAUCCUUGCACCCUUGUGAAGGAAGCUCAUUGCCACAUACUAAUAUCUCUAUUUUCUAUUGUUAAUGCCUCUGGAAGAAUGGUAACAAAUAAAUAGUAACAAAUAGGGUAGUGUGAAUGGAGGUCCUUCUAACUUUUUUUUAUUUCCAAUUGUGAUAAUUAAAAUUUACUAGACUUAAAUAGUUUUGUUUUGCUCUUUAUGCUUAAGUUGUUCCAACUUGGUAAAAAA